UUUUUGGAUUAUCAUUUGUCGAACAAUGUGGUCUGGCACUUGCGUCACAUGCUAGCAUUGAAAUGGCUCUCCGAAAAAGAUCUACUGUUUUAAUUGGCUGAUUUGCUUUGAUUUCAUAGCAAAUAAUAUGUGAUGUAUUCAUAAUUUUGGCAGGUAUGCACUGUUGAACCGUAAAAUACCGAAUAGCUGAUUUCGAUAGAGACAGCAGCCGUUCAACGACAUGAUGAAGAAAAGUCUUGUUUCACUGUAAUAUUCACAAUGUCAUCCACAGAAAAUCUUUUACGAGAUUCUGGAAAGUUCACGAACGGUUUAGAAUCAGGUUAUCAGUCUGAAGGAAUAGAAAAUGGCUUGCCCCUUCAGAAACACAAAGGCAAAAAGAUCAUUAAGAAAAAAGAGUCUGGCAGAAACGUGGGCUUGGAAAACGAAGGUUUCGAGAUCGAUGCUGAGCAAACAAACACAAGCGUCAAAGACAGUACUCAAGUUCAUCAGGCAUCAAGCGAAAACAAAACACGAAAGUUGACGACAUACGAUAAAAGGCGACAUAGCUAUGCCGGGAGGACAUCUGUGUCGGAUGAUACCACAAACCCUUCGCAUGAAAGCGUUGCGCAGAAAGAAAAAGGCUCACAUACGCGACAUUCAAGCGCUGAUGAAGAUUUAAGACGAAGGGCUUGUUUCAACUCGAUGCGGCUUCGCCGGGUUUCAAGCUCGAGCCAGCUGCCUUCUGAUAAAGUCGAUGCUGGUGUAGAAGAAGUGUUUUAUCAAAAUCUUCCAAUGGCUGGAGCUGAAAACGGACAUCAAGAACUGACUUUUGGAAAAAGGCCUAAAGAUGAAGUGUUUUUGCAAAAUCCAUCAAUGGUUAGGGUUGAAAACGAGUCUCAAGAACUACCGCAUCGAGAAAGGCCUAAAUUAAGUAAGGCUGACAGUGUAAUUUCCAUGGACAGUUUAUGUAACUCAGUAGAGCUAGAAAACAGGAAGUUGAAUGAAUAUUCUAAGCGCUUGUCGUGCGCUUUGGAAGAGAGAGCUGAACUGGAACAAGAGCUGAGCAUUUUAUGUCGCAAUGCUUCGGUUGCACGCGCCACGCCAACAGAGGAAAGCGAAAGGUGGAAAAUAUCACCCGGAAUUCAUUAUCGAAAUGAAAAGUAUAACUCCGAGAGGAGAAUAAGUUCUAGAGGGAAUAUAGACACGCAAUUAUCAGUUGAACAGCUUAGGCACCUACAGCUUGAACAAAGUCGAAAACUACCAGAUGUUCCUGCGAGUGUAGCUUCUCAAAGAUACGACGAAAUCCACGAGCGAAUGGAGUCAGUUGAUAGAUUGCCUCAGCGAAAAGUGUCUGAAAAACUCCCUCAGCAACAAGAAGGGAAAACAAAAAGCCAGAGUUUUCGCCUCAGCGAUUUCGAAAAGGCAAGAAGUGAACGUAAAAUGGCUAAUUUUGCAGCAGAUCUAUGGAAAAAGCUGUUACAAGGGGAAAAAUUUCACGUCGCUGAAAAUGAAGUUGAGCGUAAGGCAACAACACCUGAUGUACCAACAAGAAACGGAUAUGAUAAGGAACUCAAGACUCGUAGUGAUUCGCUUUACGACAUGGGGUCAAUGAGCGAAGCAGAUUCCGAGGGAUAUCACAUUCCUCAUUUAGCUGAAGAAGCUAGUCUUUCAAUCUCAAGGGUAGAUUUGUCAAAGAAAAAGAACACGAAGGAAAAAUCACUAGUACGUUCAGAAUCAGCUUCAAGUUUGACGCGCACUGACGCGUUUAGAAGAAACCAGAGACGUCCAAUACGGCAAAAGCGCGUUUCAACCGCGUCUGAACCGCAGAUGAAGGAAGCAAAACCCUCCAAGUCAAUGGGGUUCAAAGAUUUGGCCAAAAGUGAGUCUCGUCAAGAAAAACCGGAAAAAUUGGAAGGAAUUCGAAGUACUGAGGCUGUUAGUCAGAAUCACAGUGCAUGGUUCGAUUACAUGCUCCCACCUGGAAAACAUAGACAAAGGCAAAUUCCACCUCCACAAAAUUUUCAGUGCAGCUCACACGAUCCAACUGCAGAUGAAAGACCUUUAUCGGUAAAACUGCGUUAUUAUCAGGAAUUAGAACGUAAGAAGUCCCAAGAAGAGAAUUCGUUUGAUUUAUCAGACGCAUUUAUGGCUGCAGAAAACUUAGAGGCAGAAAUGGAGUACCGAAGAAAAGCUGCUAGUGAAGCCGCCAUUUUAAGGCGGGAAGCGUCGCGUUUGCUUUGGCAAGCAAUGAAUUUGGAGCGCAUUUGCGAUCCAAAUGCUCGAGUGCGCCACAUUUUUACGCCAUACUGACAUGUUAGGCCGGGCUUCAGUUAAUGAAUGUUUGGAGUUUUCUUUUAUGGGAAAAAAAUAAAUUUUUUCA
Messenger RNA from Stylophora pistillata, 2359 nucleotides. RefSeq lists its product as uncharacterized. The record is from RefSeq and is a predicted model, not a curated record. Lineage: Eukaryota; Metazoa; Cnidaria; Anthozoa; Scleractinia; Pocilloporidae.